AUGUCGUCUUUCACGUCCGGCCCGUUUCGUGUGGUCGAACAUACGGUCGAAUGUCAACAUAUCCGCGAGUACCCUGGCGCUACCGCCAACACGCAGGAGGAUGAGCUGCAUCUUGCCGUGAAGCAGUAUAUUCCUCUCGACAACCCAAAUCCACAGCCCGGAGAUGUCACUAUUCUAGCGGCACACGCUAACGGCUUCCCAAAAGAACUAUACGAGCCGCUCUGGGAAGAACUGUAUGCCCGCUCCAAGGCCAACGGGUUCCGGAUUCGGAGCAUCUGGAUGGCAGAUGUUGCGCACCAGGGACAGAGUAGCGUGCUCAACGAGGAUCUACUGGGGAAUGAUCCCAGCUGGUUCGAUCACCCCCGAGACCUCCUCCAUCUAGUCAAUGUCAAGCGCAAGGAAAUGCCCCGGCCCAUCAUCGGAAUUGGUCACAGUAUGGGUGGCGCGCAUCUCGCCCAAUUGUGCUUGAUCCACCCCCGUCUCAUCCACACACUCGUCCUCUUGGACCCAGUGAUCCAACGACAGACGACACAGCUCGAUCCGCUCGAGGUCGCCAAGCAGAAACUCGUCAUCGCUAAAACCACCCAGCUUUCCACCUACCGCCGAGACCUCUGGCCUUCGCGCAAGGCCGCCGAGGACGGUUUCAAGCGCAACCCAUUCUACCAGGCCUGGGAUCCGCGCGUGCUCGACCGCUGGGUGAAGUACGGUCUGCGCGAACUCCCCACUGCGAUCCACCCACUGCCAGAGGAGCCCAAGAGUGGCGAGAAACCAGUCACACUGACCACCCCCCUCCACCAGGAGGUCUUCACCUUCUCCCGUCCCAAUUACGACGGACCUCCUGGCAAAGACGUGCCCAUCAACCGUGUGACACAUCCUGACCUCAACCCCAAUCAUCUGGGAUCGUGGCCGUUUUACCGUCCGGAGCCGUCGCGGGUAUUCUCACAGAUCCAGCAUCUGCGCCCUAGCGUGCUGUACAUCUUCGCCGGCAAGUCCGACAUGUGUCUGCCCGAGAUGAUGGCCGACAAGAUGGAGAACACCGGUGUCGGUCUGGGCGGCAGUGGUGGCGCCCUGGCGGGGCGCGUCCGCAACGAGUAUCUGAAAGAAUACGGGCACCUUCUGGCCCAGGAAGCCCCCGUCGAUUGUGCCGAGGCUGCUGGCAAGUGGAUUGGGCAGGAGUUGGCGCGGUGGAGAGAAGAGGAACGCAUGUUCCGGGAGCAGUGGGACCGCAAGUCGAAGGUCGAGAAGAUGACCAUUGAUGCCCGGUGGAAAGAACAUGUCCCGGCGCCUGUGCGGCCCAAGAAAAAGGAAGAUUCGAAAGCGAAGCUGUAA
Messenger RNA from Aspergillus terreus NIH2624, 1329 nucleotides. Its product is annotated as putative toxin biosynthesis protein. The record is from RefSeq and is a predicted model, not a curated record. The transcript has 4 exons. Bases 1 to 1329 code for a protein of 442 amino acids. Lineage: Eukaryota; Fungi; Ascomycota; Eurotiomycetes; Eurotiales; Aspergillaceae.